ACAAUCUCGGUGGUUCACUUUUUAAAGCAGUGGUAAUCUUUAUCAACGAGCGUAAAUAUGUUGUUCAGCUUUUCCACAACCGGAGGAAUAGUUUUAAGCUUUCUAUGUUCCGUCUCGUACUGUAAUCCGGUUGAAGUGACGACUAGCAAAGGGAUAAUUGUUGGAUCUGAUCACCUUCGAAGUCGGCACGGCGAAGUUAUUUACAGUUUUACGGGCAUUCCUUACGCAAAACCACCUGUUGGCAAGCUCAGAUUCAAGGAAGCAGAGCCAGUGGAGCCAUGGCAAGGGCCGCUCAAUGCGACGGGGAAGUGUCCUUCAUGUGCCUGGGUAAAGCGUCCCAGUGCGCUGGGCCAACUGCAGAUCGUCGGCCAGGAGGAUUGUCUCAGGCUUAACGUGUAUUCCCCUUCACUCGCUCCGGGAACCCGGUUACCCGUUAUGUUGUACAUUCAUGGUGGAUCCUAUAGGUUCUUCUUUACGAUGGCUGGACCUGAGUUUCUGGAAAAUGUUGUGCUCGUCGAUAUAACCUACAGACUCGGAGUUUUGGGUUUUGCAACAACCGGCGAUGGGGUCAUUCCCGGGAACCUUGGACUCAAGGACCAAGUGCUGGCCCUACAGUGGGUUCGCGACAACAUAGCAUAUUUUGGAGGAGAUCCGGACUCAGUUACCGUUUUUGGGAACAGCGCAGGAGGCGCAAGCACUCACCUCCUACUCCUCUCUCCUCUGGCAAAAGGUCUCCUUCAUCGCGGGAUUUCCAUGAGCGGGACUGCGGCUUGUCCUUGGGCCAUGAUACCCCGACAGUUGGCGAUAGACAGAACGAAAACUUUCUCUGUUCUGUGCGGAUGUCCUCCUGAGCCCUCGAAAGAAUUACUCGAAUGUUUGCAGGAAGUUCCUAUUCGAAGUAUCGUAGAGAUGCUCCAAAAGUUCCGUGAUGAGUAUUUUUUACCAUUGACGGAAUUUGCACCCAUCAUUGAAGAGGAGAGCGCUAACAAUGCAUUUUUGACGAGAGACCCUGAUGAGAUUGAAUCCGAGAUCCCCUGGAUGACUGGUAUUAAUUCUGCGGAUCACUUGAGCUACCCAUACAAGGAAUUUCUAUUGCAUGUGCGGAGGAAUGGACUCAACAUGGGAGAGCAACUCGACAUUUUCCUCUCCAAAUGGCUCUCUUAUGGCUUCAAUGUUUCGAAGAAAGCUAUCCCCUCAGUUAUAAAUAAAAUAAAAGCAUUUUACUUCGGAAACGAAUCGAUUGCCGACGAGCAAAAACUGUUAAAAUUGGACGAGGUGAUCGCUGAUGGCUGGUUUUUGAAAGGUUUGACGCACGCCGUGUCGAAAUACCGGGGAAACACUUACCUCUACUAUUACGAUUACCAGCAAUCUAAUGCCACUUUCUUUUCUAUAAUCGGGCGUGGUUUUAGCGAAGAAAGAGGCGCGAGUCACAUGGAUGAGCUUUUGUCUCUCUUUCCAAUGACAACAUUCUUCCCAGGAAGAUCUUUGUCUGAGACGGAUGUGCAGGUCUCCGAAAAAAUGGUCACUUUGUGGACAUAUUUCGCUAAGCAUGGGAACCUGACGAUGAACAAUUUGACAACGUGGGAACCGGUAGAAAAAAACAGCUCUGGAUAUAAGUACCUGUACAUUGGAGCAGACGAACUCUCGCAAAAGGACAAUCUCCUCUCCGAUAGAGUAGCAUUUUGGCGGUCACUUCACGAAUAAAAUGUUGUCAUCUUCAAGUUCAGAGUCGACGCAUAAAACGCCUUCACGGGGAAAUAAUACUUCCUAGCGUGGUCGCGGAGUUCGAAUAGUUGUAUCAUUUAAAACCCCAAUCAAAAUCAACUGCGAGCAACGUAGAUUAGUGUGAGAGAGAGAGAGGAUCGAGAGCGCGCGGGCGGAUAUCAAUUUAUUAUCACAUCAAUAUUUCGACCCCGUCCCCUCCCAAUCUGGUCGAGAUCCUUUCAUUCUCUUAUCUUUUCCUUAUCAGUAAUCUGUCAGUCUUUUCUUAUCAAUGAUACGUCUGCCGGCCGGAGUGAACAGAUCGGCCCAGAUAUUCCGGACCAAAUUUCACCACAAACCGCUGUUUGUCAAACCGCCGUCAACUUUUACCAAUUGCACCGAUUGCCGAGGAAGAAGAAGAAAGCUUACCAUGUCUCAACAUCAUAAUUUCUAAUUCAUAACUGCUGCAAUUUCGCUUCUGUUUGGUUGCCUUAGAUAAUUGAUAACAAAUAUCACUCGGCAUUCUGCUUGAUAUUCUUAUUCUUAAUUAAUAACAAUCAAAGAUUAAUUUAUUCAGAGAUUCAUUGUCUGCAUUGCAGAUUGACUGAGGCUAUAGGUAUAUUUUUAAUAAACGAAAUUAUGGCAGGAGCUUUCGUUGAAUUUUCUGCAUAUAUGAUUAUAAGAAAUUAUUUGUAAAAUGGUGCACUCGGUCUUCUUCUUUUUCCUUUUUUUUUAAACGCUAUGAUUGUAUUUUUUUCUGUUUCUACCCUUGACGUUCGUCUAUUAAGCCCCCAAGAUACGGCUUCCUCCACUUAAAGGUGCAUAAUUAAGGGAUGUCUUAUCUCAAUAAAUUCAA
Messenger RNA from Bemisia tabaci, 2557 nucleotides. Its product is annotated as esterase E4-like. The record is from RefSeq and is a predicted model, not a curated record. Lineage: Eukaryota; Metazoa; Arthropoda; Insecta; Hemiptera; Aleyrodidae.